Molecule: messenger RNA, 2477 nt
Organism: Engraulis encrasicolus (European anchovy)
Lineage: Eukaryota; Metazoa; Chordata; Actinopteri; Clupeiformes; Engraulidae
Exons: 5
Coding region: 1322-2293 (323 amino acids)
Source: RefSeq, a predicted model, not a curated record
UUGACCCUGUUCCUCACCAGCCCUCCCCAGACAAGCCCAAAACCACGGUCAAGGCGGUCGCUGUCAGGAAAAUAUUACGCCUUGGCGCCAUCAUGGUCUAAUCCAGUGGUAAGCACACUUUCAAUACUCAACAUGUAUUUGUUUCCGCAGUUUAAACAUACAGUAUUCCCAUAGGCAAAAUAUUUCCACAUAUACAAAAAAAAUGAAAUGGGAAGUGUGAGCCACAGGGGUAAACUUUUUGGCACCAUGCACAAGAGUAAUAGGUUGCAUUACUUGCAGUAUUACCCUAUAUCUUUUUUUGAAUGUUUUUUUCAUUCAUUAUUACUCUGACAAAAUCUUUUGUUAUAUGCUUAUGUGCAAUAGGAACCGAUGUCUGUACCGUCCACAUCAAAAGCGGUUAUAGCUCCCCUGUCUGCAUCUUCAUCAUUGCCGAGUAUCCCGAGUGAAGAGGAGGGUGAGGCGGAGGCUGAACUGGACGUUACAGAUCUCAGCAAGAGCUUAGGGGAAAUGGAUGUGAAAGACACCAGCUUCGUCUUGACAAAUUCACAGUCGUCUUCCACUACAGGGACUGGGUCUUGUUCAGAAGUUGUUUAUGCAGACUCAGACAAACCAUGGACAGAAAGGAAAUGGGUGGUGAACGAGUCCAACAUCCUCCAACUUUUUCGGUCAUGUCUUCAGUGCAGGGCUUUGACAGAAACUACAAUCACCACCAACGGCAGCCAAAUAAAAAUAAACUGGACGUGUGGGAAGCACUCUGGUGAAUGGAAAUCCUGUCCCGAUCGCCGUGGUGUGGCUGAGAAUAAUCUGCUGAUCUGUGCCUCAACAGUCUUUACUGGAUCCACAUACACGGACAUAGCUGACUGGGCGAAGCUCGUGAACAUUUCCAUUCCAGCACAUACAACAUUUUAUGCCAUGCAAAGGGCAUAUAUUCUACCUGCCAUACAGUCUGUGUACCAGAAGCAACAUGACCAAAUAAUGUCCCGCCUAAUUGAAGAAUCCAAAUCCGGAAAGGGGCUUGAACUCUGUGGUGACGGAAGGUGUGACAGUCCAGGUAAAUUCAAUUCUAAUCUGUAUAGAUACUUGUUUCACAUUAAUUUUCUUCAUCAUAACAACCCAAUCCUUGAUACUGAACCGAUUUUGUUUUUCUUUCAAGGUUUCAGUGCCAAAUACUCCACCUACUCUUUCCAAAGUGACACCACAAAGGAAAUAGUACAUUUUGAACUGGUCCAGGUAAUAUGUUUUUGCUAAACUAAAUCUCUAUGUGGUUCAACGCUUAUUUCACAUGAUCUAAAAGAGAUAUGGUUCUUUUUGAAUAUCCAUUAUGCCACAGGUGACAGAAGCAAGCAGCUCUGUUGCGAUGGAGGUCAUGGGACUUCAGAGGGGCCUGGAUGAACUGCUGAGUUGUGGGGUGGAUAUAGCUGUGAUGACGACAGACAGAUCACCAUCGGUCCGGAAAUUGAUGAGAGAAGAACAUCCCCAAAUCCGGCACGAGUUGGAUCCCUGGCAUGUUGUAAAGGGAAUCAAGAAGAAAAUUGUUGCGGCAUCAAACAGACGGGGUCAGAAAGAGCUGCUUGGAUGGUUCAGAGCCAUUACCAACCACUUUUAUUGGUCUUGCGAUACUUCCAAGGGUGAUCAGGAGCUUUGCAUCCUUCGAUGGUGCUCCGUGCUUCAUCACAUCAUUGGAGUGCAUCGGUGGGAGGAAGGCGGCACUACGUAUACCUGCCAUCACCCAGCCCUGUCCAUUGAGGAGCAGCAAGACAAGAAAAGAUGGCUUGAACCUCAGUCCCCUGCUUUUUUGGCCCUCAAAGACAUCGUCACAAACAAGAAUCUCCUCCAAGACAUGAGGCAGAUGGCGCUUUUCAAGCACACAGGAACUCUGGAGGCCUUCCACUCUGUCAUGCUGAAAUAUGUCCCUAAAAGACUGCAUUUUGGAUAUGACUCCAUGCGGGCACGGACACAGCUGGCAAUCAUGGAUCACAAUGAAAAUGUUGGCAGACAACAGGCUACGACUAAAGAAGGUGACCUCCGUUGGCAAUUCUCCUUCUCAAGACAGUCAGCGGACUGGGUGACAAAGCCUAUCUACACAAAGACAACACAGAACUUCCGAAAAGACAUAAUGGACAGUGUACUGGAAAUGAGAGACAACCCUUCCAUUGACUACACUCAGCGCAACAAGGCACCCCACCGCAAAAGACUGCUGCACAAUAUCGCCACAGUCCCAAGACCAGAGAAAGCUGUUUUGUUGGCAAGACGGACAAGUCGUUUUGGAAAUGUCAGAGCCAAGCCGUAUUAGUGGUGCAUAAGUUGUGGUGCUUUAUGGAUAGUGACACCCUGAUUACCUGAAGACUUUUCAUCAUUAUAAAACGUUCACUCUUUCCUUUUUUGUUUAUUACUGAAUGAAUGAUUAUAGCUAUGAUGUACACACUACAUAUUCGGACACACUUUUCCUCAUUUGCAAUAAAGUUCAAGUAAAACUA